Colias croceus (clouded yellow) is the source of this 1867-nucleotide messenger RNA. RefSeq names its product putative nuclease HARBI1. Lineage: Eukaryota; Metazoa; Arthropoda; Insecta; Lepidoptera; Pieridae. The transcript has 5 exons. The record is from RefSeq and is a predicted model, not a curated record. Bases 656 to 1456 code for a protein of 266 amino acids.
UUUAUUUUGUAAUCUAAGCCUAAACCUAACUUGAUUAGUUGCCUACGUUCAGCUCCCUUGAAAACCAUCAAUCUUUGAGGGCGAAUAUCUCGGCCGUUUUUGAUUUUAGAGAAAAGUUGUUCCUAUAAAACAUGCUUAUAUUAGCGUAAUCUUUACGAUAAAACAAUAAUAAAUAGGUGUUAUAAUGACACCAACUCCAUCAAAAUUUUUUUAAGUCCUGCGCCCCCUUUGCUUUAGUCCAACCCCAAAUCCGUACUGGUAAGAAUUUUUUAAGUAUAAAUACCUACUUACUUACAUAUAUCCAUUUUAUUUUUUCUAAAAGGUUUUUAGUGAGCAAUAGAAGCAUAGGUAUCCAUAUAAUUUAUAAAGUAUGGCCCGUGCUUUUUUACUUGGAUUUGCGGAAGAAGAAAGAAAGAAGAAAGCAUUAAGAAUUGAAAGGCGACGCUUACGCGAUACUAGUGAUCCUUUACAGCUGCCUGAAAGAGAAUUUAUAGCGAAUUUUCGUUUGACAAAGGCUGGUUUUCAACUGGUGGUGGAGUUGUUGAAUCCCUAUUUACCAUUAUCUCGGCGAAAAACAGCAGUACCUAUCGAAUAAAUUGAAAGUAUUGGCAGCAUUAAGUUUUUAUGCAUGUGGCUCUUAUGACUUAUCAGAGAAAUGUGGGUUCAUCGUUUUAUUGUAACAUGUCCCAGGCAACAUUUAGUAAAUGUUUGCAUGAUGUUACAAAUGCAUUUAACACCCGAGAAGUACUCCAUAAGUAUAUCAACUAUCAAGUUCCCUAUGACUCAAAGAGAAAAAGAAAUCAUAAUAGCAGACUUGAGUGAAAAAUUUGGUUUUCCUGGAGUCCUUGGCUGCAUUGAUGGAACUCAUAUUGCCAUAAUCAGACCCACUGAUCAUGAAGAAACAUUUCUAAAUAGGAAACAUUUUCAUUCAUUGAAUGUUUUAAUAUUAUGUGAUUCCAAAUUAAACAUUAUGUAUGUGGAUGCAUCAUUUGGUGGUGCAGCACAUGAUUCCUAUGUCUGGAACCAUUGCCCAAUAAAGUCCCACUUGCAAAGACUGGGACGUAAUGAGCAUUGCUGGCUCUUAGGUGACUCAGGAUAUGCGCAACGACCCUGGAUGAUGACACCAAUAUUAGGAGCAGGAUCUGGGACACCUGAAGAAUACUACACCAACCUUCAUUGCCGUGUCAGAAAUACUGUUGAAUGGUGUAUAGGGGUAUUAAAAGCACGUUGGCGUUGUUUGUUGGCCCAUAGAGUACUUCAUUAUGAUCCAGUUACUGCUGUUAAAAUAGUGAAUGCAUGUGUUGUCCUGCACAACAUUGCAAAUAUGCAGAAUGCCGAAAUACCCGAAAUACAGGCUUCUGAUGCUGGAAGUGAACAUAUGUCUCAGGAUUUAGGGGGAAGUCCCAUGUCCCCAAGUGGGGUAAGGGGCAGAUGCAUUACACAUCUGUUUCCCUGAUCGAUUUUCUUUAGGGACAAGUAGGUGAUCAGCCUUCUGUGUCCUGCCAGACCGAGACAUUUUUUUUUCUUCGUCUCCACCGGGAAUCGAACCCAGGACCCCUCGGUUUUACGCUCACGCGUCAACCACUGUACCAAGGAGGCGGUCGAGGAUUUAGGAGAGGAUGCUAUAGUUGAGGUUAUACAAGAUCUUACCAGAGAACAAUAAGUACAGAGACUAUGGAUUUCAAGAAGAUGAUAUAUUAAAUAAAUAUUUAUUGUGUUUAAAAAUGUAUUAGUUUAAAGUGGUAUAUAGGAUGACUUUUAUGCGAUAAUGAGAAAAAAGAUAUUUCUAUUCUUUAUAAAUUUAUAUGAGAAAAAAGAUUUUUUCUAUUAGAGACUGUAUAAGUAAAAGUGCAAAUAUUGUUUUAAA